Messenger RNA from Cydia amplana, 2956 nucleotides. RefSeq names its product neural cell adhesion molecule 1-like. The record is from RefSeq and is a predicted model, not a curated record. NCBI's taxonomy places the organism in Eukaryota, Metazoa, Arthropoda, Insecta, Lepidoptera, Tortricidae. The transcript has 17 exons. Bases 119 to 2854 code for a protein of 911 amino acids.
AAAAACGUAUCUAAUGUGUUCCCACAGGUAGACGCAACUGCCGCGCGCAAAAAUAAUGGUUUUAGUGUGGACUGUGCUGUGAAGUGAUUGCUAAAGGCAUAAUGUAAGAUAGUUAACUAUGUGUUCGGUAAAGUGGCUGCAGCUACUGGUGAUGCUGGCGGCCUGCUGGGCCCAGGAGGGGGAGUGGAGCGAGGAUGCCGAAGACCUGGUAUCCACGGUGGACGUGGACGCGGUGCUUGGUCGCACGGCGUCACUGCCGUGCGACGUCGCGCCGGAUGCCGCCGAAGACCGAGUGUACAUGGUGCUCUGGUUCCGAGCUGGCAAGGCUACAGGCGGGAAACCUAUAUACAGUUUCGACGUACGCGGCCGCUCCUUCAACAAGGCGCUGCAAUGGUCCGACCCGAACGCGUUCGGUCCCCGCGCGUACUUCGCGACGGUGGCGCGCCCGGCGGCACUCACGCUCGACACUGUACAACUGGACGAUGAAGGCAUAUAUCGCUGCCGUGUCGACUUCAAGAACUCACCAACGAGGAACUUCCAGAUACGGCUGUCUGUUAUUGUGCCGCCCCACCAGCUGAUUUUGUACGACAAGUCGGGCCGGGACGUGUCGGGCGUGGUCGGACCCUUGGAAGAGGGCAAUGAACUCGUUCUGGUCUGCGAAGUACGAGGAGGCCGUCCAGCCCCAACAGUCCUCUGGCUCAUCGAUGGAGCUCCAGCGCCUCAAUACAUCGGCGAGAAGACCGACACACACGUCGUAGUCAACCGGCUAGAACUGCCGCAUAUUAAACGCAGUCACCUCAACACGACGUUCAAGUGUCGAGCGUCAAACACUAACCUCGUCAGCCCGAAGGAAAGGACUGUUAGGCUUGAGAUGAAUCUGAAGCCGAUCCGCGUAGAAAUACAGAAUAAGCAAGUCACGCUGUCUUCAGAGCGGUACGUCAGUCUGAAAUGCGUGUCGGAAGGCAGCCGGCCCGCGGCGCAGCUCACUUGGUUUAAGGACAAUAGGAAGUUCACGAGAGGCAAUAAAGUAGAAGCCCAAAACGAGACGUGGGUGAGCAGUACAAUAGAGUUCAUGCCACUGCCCGAAGACGACGGGUCACAGCUCAAGUGCCAAGCCGACAACAGCGCGUUGCCGGGGCAGAGUAUAGAGGACUCUUUCAAGCUGGACGUCGUAUAUCCUCCGGUGGUGUCGCUGUCGCUCGGCAGCACGCUCAACCCCCACGACAUUAAGGAGGGCGAUGACGUCUACUUUGAGUGCUCCGUCCGCGCCAACCCUAGGGAGCAUAGGAUAUCCUGGUAUCAUAAUGACAAGCCAGUGGUCCACAACCUAACAUCAGGCGUGAUCGUGAGCACCAAAUCUCUGGUUCUGCAGAAGGUGACGCGCGACCACGGCGGCGACUACAACUGCCGUGCCGCCAACUCGCUCGGCGAGACGCCCAGCCAGCCCACGCAUCUUAGCAUACAGUAUGCCCCGGUAUGCGCCCACCCGUCACCGCAAGUACUAGGAGCGCAGAUGGAUGAAGCGUUGCGAGUGCGGUGUUCAGUCACCGCGAACCCGCCCGAUGUCACCUUCUUCUGGCAGUUCAACAACAGCGGCGAGAGCCUAGACGUGUCGCCUACCAAGUUUGGCACAGCCAACGGCAGCACGAGCGAGCUAAGUUACAAGCCGCAGAGCGAGCGCGACUACGGCACGCUCAGUUGCCGUGGCACCAACGGCGUUGGCAAGCAGAUUCACGCAUGUGUCUUCCAAAUUGUUCCUGCUGCGCGUCCCAGCGCGCCGCGCAACUGCUCGCUCCAAACGGGCAACAACAGCGCCGACGGCGGCUGGCUGCGCGUGCGCUGCGUGGCCGGCUAUGAUGGCGGACUCCCGCAGACUUUCCUAUUGGAGGCCUUGGACCCGCUCAGCGGCAGAGCCCGCUACAAUACUAGUAUUAAUGACACAGAUGGCCUGGUGACAUUCAACCUGGACCUAUCACAGUUGUCUUCCGGUGGCGAGAUGGAAGGCGCCACCUUCAACCUGCUCAUCUUCGCGAGGAACCUUAAAGGGGAGUCAGAAAAGACCUUGCUGGAGAAUAUAGCGUUCAACGAUGCUGCCAGGAGGACAGAUGGCAAAAGCGCGAUGGGUGGUGUCACUCUCGGCGUUGUCGUCGCCGCCGCGCUCGGCGCCGCACUAGCCAUCGGCGGGAUAGCCUUCGCGGCGCUCUGUGCGCGGCGACGGCGCGCCCGACCGCCGCACAAGCACCCUCCGGGCGACAUGUUGGAGCUGAGCGACGGCGGCCGGCGGUACGUGGUGGCGUACACCAUCAAACCGUCGCCCGAGCUGAAGACGCCGGAGCCGCAGCCGGACAUAUUGAAUGCACCAGAUCAGAUCUUUUUUCUAGAUUGUGAAAACCACGACGUCCCACCGACCGCAGACGAAGCGGACGAGUGGCCUAGCAUAAAAGAAGUCCGAGGAGAGUGGACCAAAGUGGGUGCAGUAUUUUCAGCAGAGGACUUAGCUCUUCUUGACAGCGCUGGACCCCCACAGCAGCUUACACCCGGCAGCGACAUGGUGCCGAGCAGUAGACAAGAAGACGUUCUAAACCAGAACCUAGCUCAAUCGGCGUUAGCUAAUAAUUUUAGGUCUAAUUUCGUAGUCACUAACAGCCCCACUCUUGGGAGCCCCAACUUUGUGUGCCCCAACGGCAAUGUAGGAUCGCCUUUUGGAAGUCAGACGCUGACCCUAAGUGGGCCUACUCUAAGCUCCAGUAGUCUGGCAACUUCAACUUUGCAUAGGAGUAAAGGGAAAGGCAAUACGCGAAGAAGAGAACAUGUGUUAGCAGAGAAUCUGCCAGGACCGGAGAGUUGCGUGUAAAAUAUUAAUGUUUACCUAGAAAUCGAUUCAUAAGAGCCAACGCGGGAUAUAACUGUUAUGUCAAUAUUUUCAUAGAGAAUCCGCGUUAGCUCUUGUGAAUUU